UUCCUUAGUUAAGGUAGAAGAGAUUUCAAGUGAAAGGAGUGUGUUAUAUCAGGUAACGCAUGAUCAUCGUAUUUUUGUGCCUAAUGUUAUAUAUACUUUUUCCCUUUCCAUUAAAUUUAUUUCUAUUCCAUUUCCAUUUCCAUUUCCAUUUCUAACAAGGGUAUAAGGAAUCUUUAUGAUCGCUAACGCUUACACCAUACAUGCUGAUAUUUGUCAUACGAAUUUUAAUGAUAUCAUUACGACGCACAUUUGUUUUUCUAACACAGUUUAUAAGCAUGCAGAUAUGCAUACGUCAAAUCGAUCAUAACGUCAAUCCGAACGUUGAUCUUUUUUCUCUAUAUGUCUUUAUUUUAAUAAUACUUUAAUACAUUAACAUGUUUUAUGUGUAUAUAAUAUAUUUAUAAGUAUAUUUUAUAAGUAUGUAUGUCGUCCUGUUAUCAUCGUGCUUUUUCCUGUUUUUUAUUUCUUAUUAUUUACUGUAGUUAAGGAAAUCGUGAUCGUGAUCGUGAUCGUGAUCGUGAUCGUGAUCGUGAUCGUGAUUUAGCAUUAGGAGUAUAAUAAUACAGAGGUUGAUAAAAACCUUUGGUUAAAUAAGUGUUAAAACUGUUAUUGUCUAUCUUAAAUUGGGGGUAUAGUAAAAGGAAUUAUAGUAUAAGAAGGUGUGAGCGAUCCGUGAUCAUAACGAGGUCAAUCAUGCUACUCUUAAAUCGAAUAGAUUGACGUGGAAGAAAAGAAUGUGUUAGAGACUGAGCUUCGCUUGUCUUUGGACAAUCUAAUUUUACAGAUUGUGCUCUAUCAAGAGGUUGUGGCAGCGAAAGCAGUGGUAGCAUUCGCUCAGGCUGGCGAUCUCCCGAGCUCCAUGAAAAUCAGCAUUUAAAGGUCGUUCGCAGUUUAGUCAUCGCAGAACGUAUGAAACCCACCUUGAUUGAAUGUUCGUGGAACACUAUGUGGAGGCCCAUUAAAAAAACGAAUGAUGACAAGAACUAUGAUAAAAAAGUUACAGAUAAUCAUUACAACAGAGAAAGACGAUUUUGGAAAAAUUAUAAAACUCGAAUAGAAGCAAGACGUGAAUUUUUCGAAAAUUAUGAGACAAGGAUGUUGAAUGGCAACUAUGGGGUUCAAGAAAAAGAUUCUUAUAAAUUUUUUCAAACAAAAUGUUUUAAUAACAUUAUUAAUAAUUAUAACGAAGAUGAGAAAAAUAAUAAUGAAAAUCAACUUGUACUUUAUCUGAAUCAUAAUGACAGAACUGAAAGCAAUGCUGGAAUAGAGAAAAAAGUCAAUGGAACGUUAUUGAAUUCGAUAAUGGAGAAAAUAUGUGACUCGUCUAGGUAUCAAGUUGCUAAUGAUCAACAAGACGACAAAUCUUGUAGGGAGAAUGACAUUGAAAAAGAAAUGGAUGAAAGUUUUUCUUGUGAAAGUAAAUUUUUUUGGGAAGAUGAUGAUUGUCAUUGUUUAUCAUCGGUUUCCAAACAAAACAAUGAAGAGGAAUUGUACAAUUGUAAUCGUCGAGAUAGUUUAGGAGAUGUUAUUAAUUGUAUCAAUGAUAAAAUUUUGCCGUCUUGUGCAAGUUUGCAAAAUGUUUUACCGGUAACAGAAGCAGCAGCAGCAGCACCAUCGGAUAAGAAGUAUAAUUUAGAUUCCACGAACAUGAAUUUGAUUUACAGUUUGACACCACCGUCAAGCGAAAUGUUAACGGUUUGUUUUGAAAAUAACAAUGUUGAUAGCAUAAAGAAUUCAUUUGAUGUAGAGCAUCAAAUGACUAACGAAUGGAAGAAAGAAGUUAAUAAAGCCAAAAGUGAUGAUAGUUCUCACAAUUCAUCCAUAGAAAAUAUUUUUCAGGAUGACUCUACUGAUAAUAAUUCCAUUGUUGACGACAACGAUAAAUGCUCUAAUAAUGGAUCAGACAUAUUAGAAUUACCAACUGGUACGAUCCUCGAGUUGGAAGAUUUUUUUGGGGAAUCUUUUAGUGAGGACAUGAAUAGUAGCGUUAAUCAAAUAUUAGCUGAUCUUAAUAUCAGUCAAGCUUGCGUUGAGGCAGCAAAUAUUGUUGAUCAGGUUAUCGAUGAUGCUUCUCGUUUAACUUCAAAUCUAAACGUACCUUCAAAGAAUACGGUUUCUGCAGAUAAUUCUAAUUUAAUUGUCAUUAACGAGCUUGUUCAUCACGUGUUAGAAAUGCAUGAUAUGGAAGACACACUUAUUGUUUCCACUCCAAAGAUCGAUAAUGAUCAAAAAUGUAUCAAGAAAUCCUCCAUUAUUUUACAGGAUUCACAUAACAACAUCAACAGUAGAUCUAUUGUUGUUAACAAUAUUUCAGGAAAUACUAAAAAUAGCGAUGUAAAUGAAUGUUCGAUGAUAAGAUCAAUAGAUCAAACAACUUAUCCCAAGAUACUUGAUAAAACGUUAACAUGUACAUCGCUCGAAUGUCAUUUUCCAGGAACGUUACCCGAAAGCAAUAAAAAAUGUAUUAAAGACGCAGAUGACAAUAUGAUAAGUAAAAGUGAAAAUAUUGACAUUGACGUAGAUGAAAAUCUUAACGUUCGUGUAAUUACGGAAAAUGAUUCACAAAAUAAUAAACGUCCCUUGUCCGAUGAAAUUGUCCUUGAAUUUUGUUCUAUAACUAAUCGAUCGAGUAGAAAUGAUGUGAUCGAGUUAAAUUUUCAAAUAGAAAAAUCUCAGUGUGACGUUAGCAAAUAUUUAUUUAAUGAAACGUCGAAAGAUUCGCGUAAACGUAAACAUUGUGAGCUUGAAUAUCCCGAUAGGGAAACAAACGAAAAUGUUGUUGAGUAUCAAAGGAAUUUGCAAUUGUCAAAUAAUUUUAAGAAAAACUUUAAAUACCUUGCUGAAAUUUAUGGGGAGAAGAUUAUGGAGCAAUAUUGUUUGAAUAACGGAUGGAUGCCAAUUAUUGAUAAUAAAUCAAUGAUAUCUAAUGGAAACGUAGACUCAAACGAUCUUUAUUUUGAUCAUUACAAUGAUCAUUACAAUGAUCAUCAUCAGUAUCAAGAUUUAUCACCCAUAACGGAAGAGACUACUACAAGUGAAUCAUUAAAUGAAGAAACUAACGUACUCAUUGAUACUUGUCCGGAGUGUUUUGCUGAUUGUUCAUUGAAAAGAUUGGAUAGCAGUGAGACAAUAAUAACAUCUUUCAUGGAAAAUGAAAAUAUGAACGUAAGUGGGGAAGAAUCGAAUAAAUCAACAGAUUAUUAUACUUGCAAGGACGAAAGUAGCGAGUACAAUACAUCGUCAGUAGACAGACCGUCUUCAUGUUCAGAUUAUCAUUUUCAAGACUCGAUUGAUCAAGUUUCCAUUUCUUCAGAUGCAACCUACGUCAUUUGUCCAAAUUUUGAGUCACCUUCCAAGUCACCUUCCAAGUCACCUUCCAAUUCGAAUAAUCGUAGUAUCAUUUCUAUAAAGGAUAAGGAAAGCGUAGAACAAAAUGAUAAUGUAAUUAGAGAAAAUAUUGAAUUGGUGAUCUCAAAGUCGUCUCCUGUUUUAGUUAAUAAUAACGGUAUUGAACAACUUGCGAAUCUUGAUUUGACUGGAUCUCAUGUGCUUCCACGAUAUGAGGAUUCUUCCUUAUAUAGAUUGGUAUCGGGAAUGAAACUUAAUAUCAAUUCUCUCAUUGAAUCCACUCAAGACAAUCGUUCACUCUCCUCUUCUGAGGACCACUGAAAUUUUUCUUACCAACUAAUAUAUUUUAAUAUUAUUAUUAUUAUUAUUAUUAUCAUUAUUAUUAGUUUUCUUUUCCGUUACGAGGCCAAUGUUAACAACAACGUUAAUUUGUGUAUUUCACGUAAAUUUUAUCAUUUAUUAUUUUCUUUUAUCUUGAAAUAUCGUAUCGUUAUUUUCUUUUUACAAAAGAUAAAGUAAAAAAUACCAAAGAAAGGAAUUCAUUCGUUUAGUUAUGUUAUGUUA
Messenger RNA from Polistes dominula (European paper wasp), 3912 nucleotides. RefSeq lists its product as uncharacterized. The record is from RefSeq and is a predicted model, not a curated record. Lineage: Eukaryota; Metazoa; Arthropoda; Insecta; Hymenoptera; Vespidae.